Lathyrus oleraceus (garden pea) is the source of this 870-nucleotide messenger RNA. RefSeq lists its product as uncharacterized. Gene Ontology annotation, molecular function: zinc ion binding; nucleic acid binding. The record is from RefSeq and is a predicted model, not a curated record. Lineage: Eukaryota; Viridiplantae; Streptophyta; Magnoliopsida; Fabales; Fabaceae. The transcript has a single exon. Bases 1 to 870 code for a protein of 289 amino acids.
AUGGAGAAUUUUCUACAAAGUAAAAAGAUGUGGAACCUCGUAGAAGAAGGAAUCCCAACACCGACAAUUGGAACUUCAUCAACAAGUGAAGCGCAGAGAAAGAGUGUGGAAGAGGCCAAGCUUAAAGAUCUGAAGGUCAAAAAUUAUAUGUUUCAAGCUAUUGACAGAGAAAUUCUUGAAACGAUUCUUGACAAGGGAACUUCAAAGGCAAUAUGGAGGUCCAUGCAACAGAAGUAUCAAGGAUCCAUAAAGGUGAAAAGAGCACAACUUCAAGCAUUGAGAAGAGAAUUCGAGCUAUUGACCAUGAAAGAAGGCGAGAAGGUCGAUAGCUUCUUGGGACGGACUCUCAAUGUGGUAAACAAGAUGAAAUCAAAUGGUGAAAUAAUGGAGCAAAGUAUGGUGGUGAGCAAGAUACUCAGAUCUUUGACCUCUAAAUUCAAUUAUGUUGUGUGCUCAAUAGAGGAAUCAAAUGAUUUGAGUAUCUUGAGUAUUGAUGAACUGCAUGGCAACCUCCUUGUUCAUGAGCAAAGAAUGCAGGGAUUUCAGAUAGAAGAACAUGUAUUGAAAAUAACCAAUGAUGAUAGAUCAAUCAGAGGCAGAGGAGGUAGAGGUGUAUUCAGAGGAGGACGUGGCAGAGGAAGAGGAAGAAUAUCUCUAAACAAAGCAAUUGUCGAGUGCUUUAAAUAUCACAAGUUGGGUCACUUUCAGCAUGAGUGCCCUGACUGGGAGAAGAAGGCCAAUUAUACGGAGCUAGAGGAAGAAGAAGAACUCUUAUUAAUGGCGUAUGAAGAGAUGUGUCAACCCACACAAGAAGAAGCUUGGUUCUUAGACUCCGGCUGCAGCAAUCAUAUGACGGGAAACAAAAAAUAG